AUGGGGGAUGUACUUACUUGGCCUCGCUUCUACGGGCAGUGCCUUGACAGCUUCAUUAGGUUUGGUCGUUCCCGAGACAUGACCAGGACAAUUACUCCAUGCUCGGCGCCAACUCCGCGAUGGCCCAAUCGUCUCCCUUGUUGGCUUUCCAACCUGGCUAGAAGGAAGCAGGCAACUAAUUUGGCCCAGCUUUGUUCGCGGCGAUGUCCAAACUUGGCUUGUUGUGUUGUUGGCGUCGGUACCAACAGCCACGGUAUUGUUGGUGUCGUAAACUGGAAACUGUGCAGAACUACCAAGUUCAGCACCUUCACAUAA
Molecule: messenger RNA, 315 nt
Organism: Pochonia chlamydosporia 170
Lineage: Eukaryota; Fungi; Ascomycota; Sordariomycetes; Hypocreales; Clavicipitaceae
Exons: 1
Coding region: 1-315 (104 amino acids)
Source: RefSeq, a predicted model, not a curated record